This is a messenger RNA of Microdochium trichocladiopsis, 3007 nucleotides long. RefSeq lists its product as uncharacterized. Gene Ontology annotation, cellular component: nucleus. The transcript has 3 exons. The coding region runs from base 202 to 2706 and encodes 834 amino acids. Gene Ontology annotation, biological process: regulation of transcription by RNA polymerase II; DNA-templated transcription. Gene Ontology annotation, molecular function: zinc ion binding; DNA-binding transcription activator activity, RNA polymerase II-specific; RNA polymerase II cis-regulatory region sequence-specific DNA binding. The record is from RefSeq and is a predicted model, not a curated record. Lineage: Eukaryota; Fungi; Ascomycota; Sordariomycetes; Xylariales; Microdochiaceae.
GGAGCAAACACAACCUCGGAUUUGCAGACGGGCCGCCGCAGAUCGCCUCAAGCCAUCCGCCGCCCAGUGCUGCAUUGUUUCAGGCCCGGCCCUCUCGGAGUCAAGGCUGGCUCCUCCGUCCCGGCACACGGCCCUCUCCGCCCCGUGCUCUCCGGUCUCAACACCGGCCCCGCGCAGCGUCACACCACCGUCACCGUCGCGAUGCCCGAGCCGGCCCAGAACGGCGUCGCCGGCCACGACGACGCCUCCAGCACCCACCACGACACCGAGGCUGAGGACCAGGACCAGGACCACCAUGACUCCCACGACGACCAUGCCGCCGGCUCCUCCGAUGCCCAGGAGCCGCCCCGCAAGCGCCAGCGCGUCAGGCUCUCCUGUCUUGAGUGCCGCCGCCGCAAGCUCUCGUGCUCACGUGAGCUGCCCUGCGACCGUUGCAUCAAGUCCGGCACCGCCGACCGCUGCACCUACGAGCCCCGGCCGGGCUCCGUCAGCGGCCCCGUCUCGGAGCGGUCCUCUUUCGCGCCGGCUGCGCCCAUGGUCUCCUUCGACCUCGACAGCCGCCACCCCAAUCACAAUCCCCUCCGUCGCAGUGUCGAUGCAUCACUGUUGCGCGAGUCGGCUCGCGACCACGACCGCGUCCGUCGUCUCGAGCUCGAGGUCGCACAGCUCAAGGCUGCCCUGGCAAAGCAGGCCUCGCUCGACGGCAGCACCGUCGUUGCAUCGCCACUCACUCACAAGGAAACCCGGCCUGAGGAGCCGUCCGAGCCCGUCGCUCCCAUCAUCCCAGAUAACCCCGACGGUCUCGAGUUCAAGUUUGUGCGCGGCCACAAUUUCAAGGCUCGCUACUUUGGCCCGCACAAUGCAUGGGACUCUGUGAUCCAGCUCAACGGCCUCCAGUUGUUUAUGCGGCAGACCGCAGACCAGUGGCUACGGCCACUCAACAUACAAAAGAAAGACCGUGACAAGAGGCGCAAUGACCGCAUGAAGCGGUUCAUGGAGCCCGGGCUCGACCUCGAGGCACUGCUGCCCCCCAGGGACGAGACUGACUCCCUCAUUUCCAUCUAUCUCGACCAGUUUGAGCAAAUUCAUCGCAUCGUGCACGUUCCCACGUUCAAGAAGCAGUAUGCUUCGUUCUGGGACCCGGCGAGGACGAGAUCGGCGGCCAUGACGGUGCUUGUACUAGCGAUGAUCUCUGUGUCGGUGUGUCUGGAUAUGACCGUGUCCAACAAGUUUGUUGGCGUCAAGUCGAGCUCGUUCCAGCGUGCAGCCAAGUGGGUGAAAGCCUGCGACAAUUGGCACGCGAACCAGAGCCACAAACACCGCAUGCUCAUCCAUUAUCAGAUCGCCUGUAUGCUGUAUAUGGCAAAGCGUGUCAAUAUCAUCAAGAAGAAGAGGUUCUGGUCAACCACUGGCGUCCUAGUUCGAGACGGCAUCAUCACGGGCCUGCAUCAAGACCCUGAGCAUAUGAGCGUGCAAGUCUCGCCCUUCUAUCAGGAGAUGCGCCGACGUCUAUGGGCGACCAUGGUCGAGUUUGAUGUACAGUCUUCGGUCGACCAGGGUGUUCCGACGCUGAUGAGCCAGGUUUACAACGACGCGGACGCGCCUCGGAACAUCGACGAUGACCAAUUCGACGAGAACACAGAGGAGCUGCCCGAAUCCAACCCAGAUGACAAGUACACGUUGUCAUCAUAUCAGCAUCUCAGUCGGCGCAGUCUACCAUUGCGCCUGGAGCUGACGAGGAUCUUGACAAUGUCGCGCGGCGCUCUGGACUGGGAGCAAGCACUCCGCUACACCGAGCUCUUGACCCAGGAGAUCGACGCGCUCCCGGCAUGGGACAUUGACACGGAGCCUGCGCCCAACAGCAUCCACAAGCCCAUCCUGGCUCACACGUUGCUGCAUCUUCAGCUCAAGCAAUUUUUUAUCCCGCUACUGCAGCCAUUCAUCAAGCUGCGAGAGAAUCACUCCAAAUUCCAGAUCGCAGAGUUCCUCUACUACAACACUGCGCGCGAUAUCGUCAUUGCGCAUGAUAAACUAUUCCAGAGAGGUAUCAGAUCGCUAAACUUCCUUCGGGAAGAUACCAUGAAUGCUGCCGUAAACCUGUGCACCGUUUCAUUGCGUCAGCCCAAGGACAAUUCGAGCUGGAUCAUGUCAAACGCCCAAGAAACAAUUAGCCUGAUAGAAAAGUGCAUCGCCAUGAAGGAGGAUAGGAUCCUGCGGUGCGGUCACAAUGAUCCGUGGGGCUACUCGUCCAUGUGCGCUGCCCUGGGCCUCCUCGAGACUCAUCUCGGCACCAAACCGAUGGAGCAGGCCAAGGCAUCGGCCGCCGAGCGUUUCAUCAGUCUGCACUACAGGCUGGUCACGAACCAGCAGUCACCCAUCACGAAUCCGCAGAUGUCGCAUGGCACGCCGGGUUCGACAGUUGGUGCGGACUCUGCAGGUCGGGUUGGCGCGUACAUGAAUCAUGUUAAACAGUCCGAUGUCACCCCGUACACUGUGCAGCAGCAGCAGCAACAGCAGAACAACGGCAUGUCGCUCGGCAACACGCCGUACCUGCGCGACGGAAUGCCGAUCUCCACCCCCUGGCUGCUCCCUUCGGGCGACACCAGCCAGGUCCUGCCCAACCCGGACUUCAGCCUCGAGGGGCUCGGCACAGAUCUGAUUGACUUGUGGCCGGAUUGGGCGGAGAGCAGUGCACCAUUUUCAUGAUCGGCAUCCCUUUGGUCGAGAGCCAUGUUUUGCUGGGGCCUUUUAGCAACGGGGGAGAAGAGAAUGAGCGAGAAGAAGGAUACCCCAGAGACGUAGCGGAAACCUUGCCGAUCCCGCCAUUCGAAAAAGUUCUUGCCAUAUAUCCCAUGUAUAAUUGUAUAUAGUGUCCUGCUAUUGCUUAUUAGUCGAUGCGUCUGGGGAAACAGCCUCCGGCUUAGUCCAGCACGAGGUCAAUGACUGAGGGGUUGCCCCUCGCUUGAUCACAUCCGUCACAGCCAAUGUCACUUCCCACUGCUGAGCU